Molecule: messenger RNA, 795 nt
Organism: Grosmannia clavigera kw1407
Lineage: Eukaryota; Fungi; Ascomycota; Sordariomycetes; Ophiostomatales; Ophiostomataceae
Product: pre-mRNA splicing factor
Exons: 2
Coding region: 1-795 (264 amino acids)
Biological process (GO): mRNA 3'-splice site recognition; generation of catalytic spliceosome for second transesterification step
Cellular component (GO): Prp19 complex; post-mRNA release spliceosomal complex; catalytic step 2 spliceosome
Source: RefSeq, a predicted model, not a curated record
AUGGCGCGCAAUGCAGAAAAGGCGCAGUCCAUGCUGUACCGCUUCCGGGAGUCUCAGGCCGCCGACCUGGGCAUCCUGGAUGCGGGGCGCACGCGGCGGCCCAAGGUGAUCUCGGAGCAGACGUCGGUGUCGGGCUGCGAGCGCUGGCGUGGCCAGGUGCUCAAGGAGAUCUCGCGCAAGGUGUCGCGGAUCCAGGAGUCGACCCUGAGCGACUUCCAGAUCCGCGACCUCAACGACGAGAUUAACAAGCUGCUGCGCGAGAAACACAUGUGGGAGGUGCAGAUCCGCAAUCUCGGCGGGCCCAACUACGCCCGCCAGGGCACCAAGGAGUACGACGAAGAUGGCCGCGAGAUCCCGGGCGGCGGAAAGGGCUACCGCUACUUUGGCCGCGCCCGCGAGCUGCCGGGUGUGCGCGAGCUGUUCGAGGCCGCCCGUGCCCGCUCCAAAAAAGACGGCAGCACCGGCGACGACGGCAAGCCGCUCGAAGAUCGCGACGACCUGCGCAAAGAUGUCGACGCUGCGUACUACGGCUACGGCCCGGACGAGGAGGACGCCGUCCUGCUCGCGUAUGAGGCCGGCCGCGAGGCUGAAGCACAGGAGCGUCUGGCUGCAGCUGCCGGCUUGGCCGCUCCAGACGACGGCGGAGAAAAGUCUGGAGAUGGACGGCCACCACCCGACUGGGAGGCGCUGCCGGGUGACACGGGCGACGGCAAGGUCUGGCUCCUGCCGACGGCCGAGGAGGUCCAACAAGAACUGCUCGAGCGCCGGAAACAGCGCAUUCUGCAGCAGCUAUGA